AAUAAUAUUACUGCGGCCUUGCCUUAGGUAACGGAAAGGCUGUCGCGAGGCAACACUGGAAGGACCAGCAAGUACAACAUUUGUCCUGCCGCCAAUUAUUUCUAUCCUUCUCUUGUCGCGCCGCAACUCCUCCACUUCAACUAUUCUCCAGCCCCAUCAUUCCAUCAUUCCACCACAAGAACCCUUACUUUACAAUGGAUUCCUCCAUCUCAACUCACAGCACGCUUAAUCCGAGAGCUGUGUGGUGGUAUCCCACAGGCGCCCGAGCCAUCAUCAUUCCGGAUAAUUGCAUUGUUGUCAACGCCCAGGCACUCAACCGCUUCAACCAAGUUCUCAAGCCCGCAUCCCAUGAAGUCCUUAGCCGUGCCACGAAGCUAUUGGAAGUUGGCAUAGAUGGAAACCUAGUCCUCACGGAAAAGGAACUUCACAACAUAUACGCCGACUUCAUCAAAAGCCUUCCAAGACCCUUCGAUCUUAGCCUCAGCCUCAUGAAAGCAGCCAAGGCUCGACAGCAUCUCUACAAGGCUAUCUGCUUCAACUCGACAAGGCCCAAAGAAUCCGAAGAGGCCAUGAAGCCUCGUGAUAUCGUCAUCGCUAUGCGUAUCAUCAACUGCUUGAAUGACUUAAUCAAGCGUAUUCUUCUCGCUGAGCGAUCCGGAAACUUCGUCGCCCAGUUUUCAGGUGUAGAACACCGCCAGGCCAUCUGGAAAACCGAUGUAACGCUCUUCGACCUUGAGCAUGGCAUUACACGAUAUCUUAGAGGUCUGAAAAGGGCCAAGGUAACAAACGGCACCAAGCGACCCCACGAGUUUACUCCAUGGAAGGGAAAUUGGUCGAGCACAUAGACCGUGCCCAUGGUAGUCUCCUUCCACGUAGCCUGUGGCGAGUGUCCCAUGCUGUAAGCGGUUAACUACACCUCAAGAUAGCUGGUUGAAUUAGGUGGUUUGCAAAAAGCAGUGAAUUGGUAGAUUACCAAUUAACUACCUAAAGUAUAGCCACACAACAGCUUAGCUGAUGAAUGAGAACCCAUCUUUGCUGCCAUACCAAAGGCCACCUGAG
This is a messenger RNA of Daldinia loculata, 1059 nucleotides long. RefSeq lists its product as uncharacterized. Lineage: Eukaryota; Fungi; Ascomycota; Sordariomycetes; Xylariales; Hypoxylaceae. The transcript is spliced from 3 exons. The record is from RefSeq and is a predicted model, not a curated record. The coding region runs from base 195 to 845 and encodes 216 amino acids.